GAUUAUUCGACGAUCCACUCUAUAUUUUGUACUGUAUGGGCCUAAUGCUCAGGAUCUUUUCUUAUCUUUGCAUUAACUAGCCAAACUGCUUUACUUUUGUUAGUUUUCUUUUUAACUUUACUUUUCUUUCCAUACCUGGCACCUGGUUAUAUCCACGAUAAUAUGUCCUCGAAAUCGACAAGUAAACAUGUACAUGUUGCUCUUCUUCGGAAAGAGCCCGGAAGAAAUCAUGUGACUUGUUGUGUGAUCCUUUCGACAACAAUAUAAACAAGGGCACUGUUCUAUUCCGCUGAAAUCCACACUCGGCACUCUGCACUGGAUGUUGAUCUAGCUUGGCGGGCUGCAGGUGAGACGAGAGAUUGGUGAAAAUGUUCUCCGUGCCACAAACUUGCUUGGGCCUGGUCGUCUUUGUGGGUGCACUUGUUGCUUCUGCAGCUUCUAAUGACGCUGUGUCCACAUGGGACUUUGAGAUUUCAGAACGCUAUGAUUGGGAAGUUUCAAAACGCUAUGAACCGAACUGGGCGUCUCUUGACAAAAGGCCCUUACCCUCCUGGUACGAUGAGGCUAAGAUAGGAAUAUUUCUCCACUGGGGUGUGUUUUCGGUCCCCAGCUAUGAAGGAGCAUGGCUUUGGUACUGGUGGAAAGGCCCCCAGCCGAGGCUCAGUAUUGUGGAGUUUAUGGCCCGGAAUUACAAGCCUGACUUCACCUACGGAGACUUCGCCCCUCAGUUCACAGCCGAGUUUUACCAGCCAGCCCGAUGGGCGGAUAUCUUCAAAGCUUCUGGAGCAAAAUAUGUAGUCUUGACAACCAAACAUCACGAAGGUUUCUGCAACUGGCCUACAAAGUACUCUUGGAACUGGAACUCAAUGGAUGUUGGUCCCAAACGAGAUCUUGUUGGUGAUUUGGUGACAGCGUUGCGUGACAAAGGACUGAAAUUUGGAGCUUACCAUUCCCUGUUUGAGUUCUUCCAUCCCCUGUAUCUGCAAGAUAAGAAAAACAAUUUCACGACUCAAGACUUUGUGAGAACCAAAACUUUGCCUGAGCUGUACGAGCUGGUGAACACCUACAAGCCUGAGGUGAUCUGGUCCGACGGCGACUGGGAAGCUCCGGACACCUACUGGAACUCCACAGAAUUUCUGGCCUGGCUCUAUAAUGACAGUCCUGUGAAAGACGUGGUGGUGACCAACGACAGGUGGGGGGCGGGAUGCACGUGUCAUCACGGCGGGUACCUGACCUGUCAGGACAAGUACAACCCUAAGAAGAAGCAGAACCGUAAGUUUGAGGAUUCUACCACCAUGGACAAGUAUGCCUGGACUCACCGACGUAACAUGCGUCUGAGCGACGUGCACUCCAUGGAGCAGGUCGUCGCGACCAUCGCUGAGAUUGUCAGCUGCGGAGGUAACCUGCUAAUCAACGUGGGCCCGACCAAAGACGGCGUGAUCAUCCCCAUCUUUGAGGAGCGGCUGAGGCAGAUGGGGGAGUGGCUCGGGGUGAACGGGGAAGGGAUCUACAAGACUCGACCCUGGACCUUCGUCAACGACUCCCUCACCGAGGAUGUCUGGUUUACAUCCAAAUCAUCGGCCAGCAGGGACACGACUGUUUAUGCCAUUUUGCUGACGUGGCCCACCACCAGCGUUCUGACCUUGGGCCGACCCAGCCCCACCGCAGACACCAAGGUCACACUGCUGGGAUAUUCAGGAGAGUUCAAAUGGGCCCACCACACCGGCUCUGGUAUCGAUAUCGCGCUGCCUAAGAUCCCAUUCAAUAAGUUGCCCUGUAAAUGGGGAUGGGUCUUCAAACUAACAAUGAUUAGCAAUUGAUUGAAAUUUUUGUGUGUAUGUGGCAGAAAGGGGGGGGGGGGGGGUUUCCCAAAAAAUAUUUCUUUUCUUCUUUUUUUUGUUGUUGUUGUAAGGAUUGGCAUUGGUGUCCUCUUAUGCUUUUGUUAAAAAAAAUUGUUGUUUGUUUUGUUUUGGUUUGUUUUGGUUUUUUGUUUGGUUUUUUUUUGGGGGGGGGUGGGGGUGAAAUGUGAAAUCAUUUUUAAAGUGGAAAAAAAUGCUUUGAUUGUUUAUCUUGCUCCUUAGUUAGAGAAUUACUGUGUUGAUGAAUCUUAGAAGCUCAGUGAACAAGCCAUAAUAUUUAACGUUUUAUACAGGAAAGGAAUUCUGAAUUGCAUCUAAGCUGAGUGUUACUUUUAUUGUUGGUUUUUUUUAUGAUUGUUGCUGACGCCUUUCAUUAACUUUUUUGUUAUAAUUCUUUGUGUUUUAAAUACUUUGACAUUCCAUUAUGUCUCUUUUUGACUGCACUUUAUGAAAUGGAUGUACUUAGAAGAAAAUGUGUAGCUUCCAGUAUGUCUCUUUUUUACAGCACUUUAUGAAAUGGAUGUACUUAGAAGAAAAUGUGUAGCCAACACAUCUCCUUCCAAGACCUAACAUUGACAUCACACUCUGUGCAAUGUUACAGCAAACUUGCACUUAUCACUACAUGGUAUUGGACAGAAUGGUGAGGGCUCAGCUGUUGCUGGAUUGAUGACAACUACAAAAGAAAAUGUUUUGUUUUCUUUAACUUGAACAUUUUGCCUUUACAAGGAUUAUAGUAAAAACCCUUGCUGUGAGAGGCUAAGGCAUUUUGGGGAAAAUCCAAAGAAACUGGGUGGUAAAUAUCGCCGAUUGGCGAGAUGUGACGGCAAAGUGUUAAAAACGCAUGGUCUCGGUGUAAUUCGUUGAGGGUACUUUUGAUUGAGAUUUUCUUUUCACGUGAGAUAGGAUAUACGAGGAGGAGUUCAGCAAAGCCUUUGAAACUUUGAUGGUAAAAGUUCACAUGCUGUCGUUCUAUAUAUUAUAUAUAUAUAUAUCUUUUUCUCAUACUUUUCUUACACCAAGAAAAUUUAACUCUUUAAACCCCAUCGGAGGCUGGGAACAUCUGGUGGUAAUAACCCUGUUCCCUAUCGUACACUGAUAGCUUCCAGUACCAGUGACAACUAUUUCGUUUCAUUUAGUGCUAGUUUUAGCUUGUUUUUCAGAACUAUUCCCGGUCCAAGUCUUUUUAGUAAUCACUAAGCUUUUAUUUAGAAGUUGGAGGCAAGCUUUUGGGGUUAUAAUGAGAAAAUAGUGCACCAGGUUUAGGUGACUGUAGAAAAACCUCCAGGAAACCAUGGAAAAAACUCAGAGUUUAAAGAGUUAAAAUCACACAUCGCCUGUCCACUGGCUUUCAGUCAUUUCUUAAUUUGGACCCGUUCGUUAUUCUUUCCUGACGGACUUCAACUUACAAUGGUCUGUGUCCAGCAACAAGACCGAACUGACCAGAGAUGGUUAUGUACGUAUGCUGUGUGGUUGUGUCUGCUUUCGACUUUUAUUUUCUGCAUUGAUGUUUCCUACUGGAAAAGUAUGCUUUUCCUGCUCUUUCAAUGUCUGUACUUAAUAAAUAGACGCUAUAGAGUUUAGUUGGUUGCAUCCUUAUCGUUUUUGGUUGUUUGUUGUGGGGGGGGGUUUGGGGGGGGGGGGGUCCUACGCUGGGUUUUUUUUUAGGUUAAGCUGAAUUCAAAUUGAGAUGUAACUGUUGUAACUUUUUACAUUUUUCAAAGCUAUCAUUGUAGCACCACUGAUUUCUGAUCUGUGUGCAGGAAAAUUUUCAUUCUCGAAACAUUUUUUUUUUCCUGGGAUUUUUUUUUUUUUCGAAAGAAGAUUGCACAAACCUAGAAUUAAAAUCCGACAAUCAUACAGCAAUAUUUUUGUAGCUGCCUUCUACAUUAAUAUUCUACACAAACGAAAUGGUGCAAGCUUAAUAUUUUUAUUGAUUAUUUAAGUAUCUGAUGUGUGUUUCUAUAUAUUAUGUAUGUAUCCAUGUUAAAAAGAUAAAUGCACCAGGACACUGUGGAGUCAGGCGUUCGUCAAUCUUUGGGCGUAUGGAGUUACUGGUGUAAUCUUACAACUUGUUCAUUUGUCUUUCUUUUGAUGAGUGAAUAGAAAUUGAGAUAUUUCCAAAUGAAGGAGGUGGGGGUUUGCCUGAUGCCAGAGGUAUAUAUAA
Messenger RNA from Aplysia californica (California sea hare), 4023 nucleotides. RefSeq names its product alpha-L-fucosidase. NCBI's taxonomy places the organism in Eukaryota, Metazoa, Mollusca, Gastropoda, Aplysiida, Aplysiidae. Gene Ontology annotation, cellular component: lysosome. The transcript is spliced from 9 exons. The record is from RefSeq and is a predicted model, not a curated record. Gene Ontology annotation, biological process: glycoside catabolic process; fucose metabolic process. Gene Ontology annotation, molecular function: alpha-L-fucosidase activity. The coding region runs from base 369 to 1820 and encodes 483 amino acids.